Messenger RNA from Closterium sp. NIES-67, 1789 nucleotides. NCBI's taxonomy places the organism in Eukaryota, Viridiplantae, Streptophyta, Zygnematophyceae, Desmidiales, Closteriaceae. The record is from the annotation of a GenBank genome assembly.
GUAUUUGGUAAUGCCGUUCGGACUCACCAACGCACCGGCAACGUUCCAAGCCAAAAUGAACCACAUUCUACGACCACUUUUGGACGAGUGCGUGGUGGUGUACCUGGACGACAUCCUCAUCUACUCGCGUGACAUGCAACAGCACAUCCAACACCUGCGACGCAUCUUCGACAUUCUUCGACGAGAACGAUUCUAUGUCAAAUUAUCCAAGAGCGAAUUCGCCCUUGAGAAACCUGGAUUUCAUACCGGGCUACCAACUACCGCAAGCGGUCAUGACGCAAUCGUCGUCGUCAUCAACAAAUUCUCUAAGAUGGGACAAUUCAUCCCGACACACACGACAGCACGCACCGAAGAGACAUCACAACUAGUCGUUCACUACAUCAUCCCACAACAUGGCAUUCCAACCACACUCAUCUCCAACCAAGACCCCAAGUUCACCAGCAAGUUCUGGAAGGAACUGAUGUCUCUUCUCGGGACAAAACUUGCCAUGUCGUCCGCCUACCAUCCGCAGACAGAUGGACAGACCGAGCGCCUCAACCAAAUUGUAGAGCAACUCCUCCGCGCAGUAUGCAAAGACGAAAUCUCUAAAUGGGACUUGUAUCUGCCCAUCCUGGAGUUUGCCUACAACAACGCCACUCAUGCCACUACUGAACAGACGCCGUUCUUCCUCUGUUACAGAUGCCACCCGCUAAAGCCACAAAAACCGACAGCAUCAGCCACAGUCCAAGCCGCACACGACUUCAUCACGACCAUGCAUCAGCUUUGGGAUCGGACCCACAAGGGCCUCCUCGACAUUCAGCAACAACAGAAGCGUCAGGCCGAUCGCCACUGCACUAACCACACCAUCACCGUGGGAGACCAGGUUCUACUCGACACCCGCAAUCUCGACAUCAGUCAUCUCCCAUCCAAAAUACGACCUCGCUUCUGCGGGCCCUUUCUCGUCGAAGCACAGGCAUGAGCAGCGGGUACAGAUCCCACAAGGUCCACCCAUUUGUGUCGGGGAGUUAGGAGCAAAGCGCGUACUUCCAGAUAUGGACGAAAAAGCCAAGACAAGUCUCACGUGAUGAAUUGACUCUGUCGCAAGUGAGGCAUCAGAAUAGGGUUUAGGGUGAUGCGAGAGGAUAAUGACAAGGCAAGAGGCGAGCGGCUCUCGCUGGAGGAGAGGCGACGCGAUAGGAGAGGCUUUGCGGUAGGAGAGAGGGGACGCGAAGGAAUGUAGCGACUCGAUAAGAGAGAGGCCUCGCGGUAGGAUAGAGUGAGACGAGGCGAGGGGAGAGAUGUGAGCUGAGAGGAGAGAAGUAAGGCGUGAGGAGACAGACGACGCGGGAGGACAGAGGCGACGCAAGAGGAGAUGGGCGGAUCGAAAUUCGAGAGGCGACGCCAGAGGAAAUAGCGACACGUGGUGAGAAGAGAGAGUUUCGGGCUCCAGGACCAGCACAAUGGCGCAUCCCAGCAUAAACUCCCUCGGCUACGCUUUCUUUUGCGGAAUGCAACGACUGGGCCUUUGUGCUCAGAUUCCAUCCCAAAAGCAACUACAAAAGACUAUCACCGGCACAUGCAUGAUCUAGGCAAUGCAGCAAAGUGUAUUUUGAGCCAUCGGUCAAACCCAAUGACUUUCACUAGGUUAGUUGAGAAACUGUCAGGAGGCAUCCCGCCUUGCAAUAUCGGCAUGGAGGGAAAUGAGAGCCACAUCUUCUCCCACAACCCCCCACGCACAGUGCAUGUUUGUAGUAUUACACAUAGAAUGUAACAUGCUAUCAAAAUAUGAGUAGCAAAGCUCCGAGCUAGU